CUCCAUCGCGACCGUCCCUGCUCACUGCUCACUGCUCACUGCUCUGGCUCUCGUUCUUCGCUCUCGAAUCUCCAUCUCCCACUCGCCGCACUCACGCUGAGUUGCUGGGGCUGCUGCCUCUGCCUCUUGCCGCUGUUGGCGUCUGUGUCUCCAUCUCUGCCUCUCGUUCUUCAUUCUCCGGCCUCCGUCUCCAUAUCUCCAGUUUCUACCAAACCAACGCUCCAUGUCAAGCUUUCAUGAGGAUGCAAUCUCCCUCUCAAAUCUUGAGGGGAAAAUCGGGGGAAGGUGAUGAAGAGGAUAAGAGAAGUAGUGGAGGCUUGAAUAGACGUUUCUAUCACAGGAAACAAAGGGGAUGAAUUGAUGUUAUAGCUGCAAGCAGAUUGAAAGAUUAAUGGUCGGAGAAAAUGUUUUAAAAAUGUAGCUAGUGAAGCUUUUGGAGCUCCUAAAUUUGCAAGCCAAAAUCCAGGUCUCAGAUGCAAAAAUGAUGCUAAGAAGUCGAGUAAUGAGCCUCCAUAAUCCUCAUCUCACAUGGAUUUCUUCGAAAUUUGGGAAAAUUGAUACUUUUUCUCUCUCUUUCCAAUUCCCUCUUUCACAUUCAACCAGUGGAAACCCAAAGCAGCAUGUUUUGGCAUCCUCCAAGACUCAAAAGCCUUCAUCUUCGGGUACAGACAAGUUCAUUAAAACUUUCUUAUUUGUUCCCCCGGGAGUAGAGCUCAAUGAGGUCAACGAGGAUAUGAUUCUUCCUGGAUCCAACAUAGUUGUCGGGCCCUACGCUGGUGAUGCCCGUAUAAAGGAGGUUGAGUUUGUGAAGAGCAGUGGUCGGGCUAAGGACUGCCCUAAGGAUGACCGACCGGAAUUCGCUAUCUUAGGUCGCUCCAAUGUGGGAAAGUCUUCCCUCAUAAAUUCUCUGGUUCGCAAGAAGGAAGUUGCUCUCACAUCUAAGAAGCCAGGAAAAACACAGCUUAUCAAUCAUUUCUUGGUGAACAAAAGUUGGUAUAUCGUGGAUUUGCCUGGUUAUGGCUUUGCCAAAGCAUCGCAAGCUGCAAGAAUGGAUUGGUCCUCAUUCACAAAAGGCUACUUUUCAAACAGGGAUACUCUGGUUGCCGUCUUGCUUCUCAUUGAUGCAAGUGUUCCACCUCAAAAGAUUGACUUUGAUUGUGCCAAUUGGCUGGGGCGCAAUAAUAUUCCCAUCACUUUCGUCUUCACAAAAUGCGACAAAAUGAAGGUGGGAAAGGGAAAAAGGCCUGAUGAGAACAUCAAAGAUUUUCAAGAGCUGAUCAGACAAAAUUACCGGCAACAUCCUCCGUGGAUUAUGACCAGCAGUGUCACUGGACUCGGCAGGGAUGAGCUUCUCUUGCACAUGUCACAGUUAAGAAACUAUUGGGAUCAGUAGCAGCAAUUUUGUUUUUAAAGAAUUUUUUAAACAUUCAUGAAGAGUUAACUAUGUACGAAGGGUUCGGC
Molecule: messenger RNA, 1461 nt
Organism: Neltuma alba
Lineage: Eukaryota; Viridiplantae; Streptophyta; Magnoliopsida; Fabales; Fabaceae
Product: GTP-binding protein At2g22870
Exons: 7
Coding region: 482-1393 (303 amino acids)
Molecular function (GO): GTP binding
Source: RefSeq, a predicted model, not a curated record